AUUGAUGUGAUGGAGGAUACUGCUAUUAAUCUAUAUAAGGAAUUCAAUACCUUAAAUAAACGUUACAUGGAUCGGCAAUGGGAAAUGUUGCAAGUGGCUACCAAAAAUGUCGAUAGCUUUCGACGUACACUACCUUUGAUAACGGCGCUAAAGAAUCCGUGCAUGCGAAAGCGUCACUGGGAUGCUGUACGCGAAACUGUAGGCGUGGAUUUCGACGAGGAUUCCAAAAAGUUUAAACUCGAACUUAUUAUCAACUUGGACUUUCAAGCUUACUCCGAAGAGAUCCAAGAUAUUUCAAACGCCGCCACAAUGGAACUUCAAAUCGAAAACGGCAUUAAGAAUAUUGCAAGUAUUUGGCACAAGCAAACUUUCGAAAUGGCGUUCUACAGAGAUGGCAUAUACCGCAUAAAGAAUGUAGACGAUUGCAUGCAGUUGCUCGAGGAACAUAUGGUUCAAAUAUCAGCAAUGAAGUCGACACGUUUUGUGGAGCCUUUCAUCGAGGUUGUCGACUACUGGGAGAAGACUCUGUCGUAUGUCGCCGAAACGCUGGAAACGGCUUUGAAUGUGCAACGCCAAUGGUUAUAUUUGGAGAAUAUUUUCGCUGGCGAAGAUAUACGCAAACAAUUGCCGAACGAGGCAAAACGCUUUGCCAGCCUAACUGAUGAAUUUCGUUUGAUUAGCGCCAAGAUGUACAAUGCUAAGUACGCUGUGCGUGCGACACAUCUGCGCCAGCCACCAUUUCUGCUGGAGCGCUUCAAUAAAAUGGACGAACGUCUCGAGGUUAUACAACGUGCGCUCGAAAUCUAUUUGGAGUCUAAACGCCAAUUGUUUCCACGUUUCUAUUUCAUCUCCAACGAUGAUUUAUUGGAGAUCUUGGGCAAUGCCAAACGCCCGGAUCUGGUGCAGCCACAUCUGAAGAAGCUUUUCGAUAAUUUGUACAGAUUAGAGUUGAAACGUGUUGGCAAAGGUAUGAGUCGGUUUCAGGCAAUGGGCAUGUACUCGGACGAUGGCGAAUAUGUGGAAUUUCUCAAUGUAUUGUAUAUCGAUGGGCCCUCUGAGAAGUGGCUAAAUGUCGUAGAGGAUUUCAUGUUGAGCGUUAUGAAAGAGAAACUCAAGCAAACUCGUGCCUCGCUCAAGAAACUAAUUGGCAACCGCGAGCAGUGGAUGUCGUUAUGGCCAGGCCAAAUGCUGCUCACCACUUGUCAAAUUCAAUGGACGACCGAAUGCACGCGCAGUCUUAUCCAUUGCAAGAUGGUUGAUCAGAAGAAACCACUGCGCAAACUGAAGCGUAAACAGAAUAAGGUUUUGGCUAAACUUUCGGAACUUAGUCGCAAGGACCUGCCGAAAACCAUGCGCCUCAAGGUGAAUACCCUUAUCACCAUUGAAAUUCACGGACGUGAUGUCAUCGAACGCAUGUACAAGGUUAAUUGCAAAGACAUCAGCCAUUUCGAAUGGUUUUCGCAGCUGCGUUUCUAUUGGCAUCGCGAGUCUGAACUCUGCGUCAUACGUCAAACUAACACCGAGCAUUGGUAUGCUUACGAGUACACCGGCAACUCGGGUCGUCUUGUGAUCACGCCGCUCACAGAUCGUUGCUAUAUAACGCUAACAACGGCACUACAUUUACAUCGCGGUGGCAGUCCCAAAGGGCCAGCUGGCACUGGCAAAACUGAGACAGUUAAAGACUUGGGUAAAGCUUUGGGUAUCUGGGUCAUUGUCACGAAUUGCUCUGAGGGUUUGGACUACAAGAGCAUUGGCAAGAACUUUUCUGGCUUAGCGCAAACUGGCGCUUGGGGCUGCUUCGAUGAGUUCAAUCGCAUCAAUAUCGAAGUGUUGUCCGUCGUAGCGCAACAAAUUCUCUCCAUCAUGUCGGCACUUUCCGCCAAACUCACCGAGUUCAACUUCGAGGGCAGCGUAAUCAAACUAAAACACACCGUCGGACUCUUCAUCACAAUGAAUCCUGGCUAUGCUGGACGCACAGAACUGCCCGAUAACCUCAAAUCUAUGUUCCGGCCGAUCGCCAUGAUGGUGCCGGACAACGCAAUCAUAGCCGAGAACUUGCUCUUCUCCGAUGGCUUCACGAACACCCGCAGCUUGGCACGCAAGGUCUUUACGCUCUACGAACUGGCCAAGCAGCAGCUGUCUAAGCAGUAUCACUAUGAUUUCGGUCUACGCUCCAUGGUCGCAUUGCUGCGUUAUGCUGGACGCAAGCGUCGCCAAUUGCCAAACACUAACGAAGAAGAAAUCGUUUACUUGGCUAUGCGCGAUAUGAAUGUGGCGCGGCUGACAGCCAACGAUUUACCACUUUUCAAUGGCAUUAUGUCCGACAUCUUCCCAGGCGUUACAUUACCUGUUAUUGACUACAGCGAUUUCAAGAUCGCAAUUGAGGAUGAACUACGCAGCAAUGGUCUACAGCUCAUACCAAUCGCCAUUAAAAAGAUUAUAGAGCUGUAUGAGACGAAGAAUUCACGCCAUUCUACGAUGAUUAUCGGUGGUACGGGUACCGCAAAGUCGGUGACUUGGAAAUGUCUGCAAGGCGCCUUUGGGCGUAUGAACGCCAACAAACAUCCAGGCUGGGAGGCAGUCAUUGUGCAUCCAGUCAAUCCAAAGGCGCUCAAUUUAGCCGAGCUUUAUGGCGAAUACAAUUUGGCGACCGGCGAAUGGUUGGACGGUGUACUCAGUGCAAUUAUGCGUGUUAUAUGCGCCGAUGAAGAUCCCACGCAGAAGUGGCUGCUAUUCGAUGGGCCCGUCGAUGCGGUGUGGAUUGAGAACAUGAACUCUGUUAUGGAUGACAACAAAAUUCUGACAUUAGUGAAUAGCGAACGUAUAACUAUGCCAGCACAAGUAUCGCUGCUAUUCGAAGUAGCCGAUCUGGCGGUGGCCUCACCGGCAACGGUAUCACGCUGUGGCAUGGUGUACAAUGAUUACAAUGACUGGGGUUGGCGUCCGUACGUGAAUUCAUGGUUGGCUCGGCAAAAACUUCCAGAACAUGUGAAUUUUCUACGCGAAUAUUUUGACUACUAUCUGGAUAGGGUAUUGGAGUUCAAACGAGUUCAUUGCAAGGAAAUAGUUAAGACAAAUCAGUUGAAUGUGGUUAUGUCAAUGUGCAAAUUGUUGGAAGCUUUUUCCACAAAACAAAAUGGUAUUGUAUCUGGUAAUGCUGAACUGCUGGAGACAAUGAGUAAAUUGUGGUACCUAUUCUCGCUAAUUUGGUCUGUGUGCGCAACUGUAGAUGAAGAGAGUCGCCUCCGCAUAGAUUUCUUCAUAAGAGAAAUAGACAGUUCCUUCCCCAUCAAGGACACCGUUUAUGAUUAUUAUGUCGAUCCAGAACAUAGAACGCUUAUGCCGUGGGAGAGCAAGCUUUCAGACGCUUGGAAAUAUGAUGAAAAUCUUCCCUUCUAUAAAAUCAUUGUGCCCACUGUGGACACUGUGCGCUAUGAAUAUCUUGUCUCUAAACUGUUGCAAGAAGAACACCCAGUCAUGCUAGUGGGCAAUGUGGGCACAGGCAAGACAUCUACCGCAGUCAGUGUAAUGGACUCGUGUGAUAAAAAUAAGUAUACAGUGCUCUCCAUCAAUAUCUCGGCGCAGACCACAGCUGCCGGUUUGCAAGAAUCCAUUGAGAAUCGCACCGAAAAACGCACUAAAACCAUUUACGUCCCAAUCGGCGGCAAGCGUAUGAUUUGCUUCAUGGACGACUUCAAUAUGCCUGCCAAAGACACCUACGGAUCGCAGCCGCCAUUGGAACUUAUCCGACAGUGGAUAGAUUACAAAUAUUGGUUUAAUCGUCGCAAUCAACAGAAGAUCUAUGUACAGAAUACGCUGCUAAUGGUAGCCAUGGGUCCACCGGGUGGCGGACGCCAGGAGAUAUCGACACGCACGCAAAGUCGUUUCGUCGUCAUCAAUAUGACAUUCCCCAACGAGGCGACAAUCAUGCGCAUUUUCGGCAGCAUGCUUCAGCAAAAGUUGAUACCAUUCGCCAAUGAUAUACGCGAGAUUGCUCUGAAAAUCACAACCAGCACCAUUGAUCUAUAUAAUGCUGUGGUUGCACGUAUGCUGCCCACGCCAGCCAAGUCGCAUUAUUUGUUCAACUUGCGCGACAUAUCGAAAAUAUUUCAGGGACUGCUGCGCGGUCAUCACGAAGCGCAGACGAAGCGCGCUAUGUUCUUACGUUUGUGGGUGCACGAAGUGUUUCGUGUAUUCAGCGAUCGUUUGGUCGACGAUUUGGAUCAGGGCUGGUUUAUGAAUGAGGUGAACAACAUACUAGGCAAGUAUAUGGAGGUCACAUUCCACGGUUUGUGCCCCAACAAAAUCGUACCCAUAUUUGGCGACUUUAUGAGCAAUCAAGGUCACUAUGAAGAUUUGGUUUUCGACGAUUUACGAAAGUAUAUCAAUCGCCAAAUGGAGGAAUACAAUAACUUCCCGGGCAUGGCGCGCAUGAAUCUGGUAUUCUUUAAGGAGGCUAUCGAGCAUGUGACGCGCGCCGUGCGUGUCAUCUCACAACCGCGCGGACACGUGUUGAACAUUGGUAUCGGCGGUUCGGGGCGGCAGUCACUCGUGCGUUUGGCAGCUUUUAUUUGCGAAUUUGGCACAUUUACAAUAGAGGUCACAAAGAAGUACAAAACGAAUGAAUUCAAAGAGGAUCUGAAAAAUCUCUACAAGAUCACCGGCAUCAAGCAACGUGGCACCGUGUUUCUUUUCAGCAACGAACAAAUUGCCGAAACUGCAUUCCUUGAAAUACUAAACAACAUGCUGAGCACCGGUGAAGCGAACCUUUUCAAGGCGGAGGAGUUCGAAGAUUUGAAAACGGAACUGGAACGUCCAGCAAAGAGGGCAGGCGUGCAGUUUACCACCGAAGCACUAUAUAAUUUCUUUAUGCAAAACGUGCGUGAGAAUAUGCACAUUGUACUAGCGAUGAGUCCCAUUGGCGAGGAGUUUCGCAGCUAUAUACGACAGUACCCAGCCUUGAUCAACAACACCUCGCCGAACUGGUUUCGUCUAUGGCCACAGGAAGCACUUUUGGAGGUAGCGCAAAAGUUUUUACUCGGCUUCCCGAUAAAUGUACCGGUUCCCGGCAAAGAGGAUGAGAAACAUAGAGACAGCUUGGUUAUCACCUCGGAAGAGAGGUUACAAAAAGCUGUGGCCUAUGUCUUUUCCGUGAUUCACUCGAGCGUAGCCGAAAUGUCUGUGCGAAUGUUGGCCGAAGUGAAGCGGCACAAUUACGUCACAUCGCCCAACUAUUUAGAGUUGGUUAGCGGAUUUAAGGCGUUACUCGAAAGUAAACGCUACGAGGUAUCUUCCAGCGCAAACAAGCUAAGAAAUGGACUCUCAAAAAUUCAAGAGACACAAGAGAAAGUCUCAGUAAUGUCGGAAGAACUCAAAGUCAGCUCGGAGCAAGUGAAAGUCUUAGCUAAGGAAUGCGAAGAAUUCAUUGCAAUCAUUGAGAUACAAAAGGCGGAGGCUACAGAACAGAAAGAAAAAGUUGACGCGGAGGCGAUAGUUAUACGCCAAGAGGAAGUUAUUUGUCUAGAAUUGGCCGCAACAGCGCAAGCCGACUUGGACGUUGUUCUACCAAUGAUAGAUGCGGCUAUCAAAGCCUUAGAUGCUUUAAGCAAAAAAGAUGUGGCUGAGGUGAAGUCUUACGGACGGCCGCCAAUGAAAAUUGAGAAGGUUAUGGAAGCCGUACUGAUUAUAUUGGGCAAGGAGCCCACAUGGGAGAAUGCGAAGAAGGUGCUCGGUGAUGUAAACUUUUUGAAUGAUUUGAAGAAUUUUGAUCGUGAUCAUGUCACUGAUAAAACGCUAAAACGCAUUAGCUUGUAUACGAAAAAUCCGGAGCUCGAACCAGAAAAGGUCGCAAUAGUAUCGGUGGCUUGUAAAUCACUUAUGCAAUGGAUUAUGGCGAUAGAGAAUUAUGCCAAAGUGUAUCGCAUCGUGGCGCCCAAGCAGGAGAAGUUAGACAAUGCCACGCGCUCGCUGGCCGAGAAGCAAGCUAUGUUGGCGGCUGCUAUGAAAAAGUUAGCGGAACUUAAUGCUGCAAUUGCCGAACUAUACCGGCAAUUAAAUGAGAAGACGGAAAUGCUUAAUGAACUGCGAAUUAAAGAAGAAAAGUUGAGAAAACAACUCGAGCGCGCCAUUAUCCUGGUAGAAUCCUUGUCUGGUGAACGAGAACGUUGGAUUGAGACUGUGGCUGCCUUGGAUUUAUCGUUCGAAAAGUUGCCUGGCGAUUGUCUAUUAGCCACCGCAUUCACAUCCUACCUUGGCCCCUUCGACACCAAAUACCGCGAGUCACUCAUCGAGCAAUGGAUCGCACUCAUAGCAUCGAACCAAAUUCCCUAUACAGAUGAAAUGAAAAUAACACUUUUCCUCAGCGAUGCCGUAACUAUACGCGAAUGGAAUAUUCAGGGUCUGCCUGCCGAUGACUUUAGCACCGAAAAUGGUGUAAUUGUUAUGCGCGGCCAACGUUGGCCACUCAUCAUCGAUCCGCAAUCACAAGCGAACACUUGGAUUAAAAACUACGAGGCCAAUAACAAUUUGAAGGUAAUCGAUUUCUCUCAAAAUGAUUAUAUACGCUCGCUGGAGCGCGCGAUGUCCGCCGGUAAUCCAGUACUGCUUCAAAAUGUUAGCGAGUACUUGGAUCAAGCCAUUAAUCCGAUUUUGCGCAAAAGCUUUACCAUACAAGGAGGCCAAAAGCUAAUCAAGUUCAAUGACAAAUACAUAACCUACAAUGAUGCCUUCAAACUCUACAUAACCACAAAAAUAACCAAUCCCCACUAUCCACCGGAAAUUUCAUCAAAAACGACCAUCGUUAAUUUCGCUGUCAAGCAAGACGGCUUGCAGGCACAACUCUUGGGCAUAAUUGUGCGCAAAGAGAAACCCGCUUUGGAGGAGCAAAAAGAUGAGUUGGUCUUGACGAUUGCGCGCAACAAACGCACGCUCAUCGAAUUGGACAACGAGAUCUUGCGUUUGCUAAAUGAAAGUCGCGGCUCACUGCUGGAAGAUGAUGAACUUUUCGCUACGUUACAAAAGUCACGCCAGACUUCGGUUUUGGUGAAAGAAUCGCUGGCCACCGCCGAAGUGACGGAGAUCGAGAUCGAUGCUGCUCGCCAAGAAUAUCAACCGGCGGCCGAACGCGCAGCCAUACUCUUCUUCGUGCUAAUGGAUAUGUCGAAAAUCGAUCCGAUGUAUGAGUUUUCGCUUGCCGCCUAUAUUUUACUCUUCGUGCAAUCAAUCGAGCGUAGUCCGAAACAUCAAAUCGUAUUCGAGCGCAUACAAAAUAUAAACGAUUAUCACACAUAUUCUGUAUAUAAGAAUACCUGUCGAGGCCUAUUCGAAAUGCAUAAGCUGCUCUUCUCCAUACACAUGACGGCGAAAAUUUUGCAAUGUGCCGGAAAGCUGGUGGAGGCGGAAUAUGAUUUUAUUCUAAAGGGUGGCAUUGUACUGGACAAACAGAAUCAGGCGCCCAAUCCAAGUCCUGUCUGGAUCAGCGAGCAAGCUUGGGAUAACAUAACUGAACUAGACAAACUUCCAGGCUUCCAUGGCAUUAUCGAUUCAUUUGAGCAGAGUUCAAAAGCGUGGCAGAUGUGGUACGCAACAACUUCGCCGGAGACCGAAGAUCUGGUUGGCGAGUGGAAUGACAAAUUGACGGAUUUCCAAAAGAUUUGCGUCGUACGUUGCUUACGUCCCGAUCGCAUCUCCUUCUGCCUCACGCAAUUUAUUAUCAAUACACUUGGCCCGCGUUUUGUUGAGCCACCCGUUUUGGAUUUGAAGGCCGUUUUCGACGAGUCUAUGCCUCAAACGCCGCUCAUCUUUGUGCUUUCGCCUGGCGUAGAUCCAACACAAUCGCUCCUAACGCUUGCCGAACAAUGCAAAAUGGCUUCACGCAUGUUCUCACUCAGUUUGGGUCAAGGUCAGGCGCCAGUCGCUACGAAAAUGAUCAUGGAUGGUGUACACGAUGGCAACUGGGUCUUUCUGGCCAACUGUCAUCUGUCCUUGAGUUGGAUGCCAACAUUGGACAAGAUUAUUGCUACCAUGCAGACGAUGCAGCUACACAAGCGCUUCCGGCUAUGGUUGAGUUCGAGUCCACAUCCCGAAUUUCCGAUUUCCAUACUACAGACAAGCAUUAAAAUGACCACCGAACCACCGCGUGGCAUAAAGGCCAAUAUGCGUCGCCUGUACAAUAAUAUUGACGAGCAAAACUUCGAGACGAUUGACGAAACGGGCAAGUACAAGAAGCUACUAUUCGCGCUUUGCUUCUUCCAUACGGUGCUGUUGGAGCGCAAGAAAUUUUUACAGCUCGGUUGGAAUGUUAUUUAUAGUUUCAAUGACUCUGACUUUGAGGUCUCAGAUGUAUUGCUGGCUUUGUAUUUGAACGAAUAUGAGGAGACACCUUGGGGUGCAUUGAAAUAUCUCAUUGCCGGCAUCAAUUAUGGUGGGCACGUGACCGAUGAUUGGGAUCGCCGCCUACUAACAACGUACAUUAAUCAGUUUUACUGUGAUGCGGCUUUGACCAACCAAAAAUUCCGCCUCUCGUCGCUGCUGAAUUACUUCAUACCUGUGGAUGGCGAUCUGCAAUCUUACAUCGAUCAAAUCCAACAAUUUCCAAACUUCGACAAACCGGAAGCAUUUGGCCAACAUCCCAAUGCCGAUAUUGCUUCACUGAUCGGCGAAACUCGUUUGCUCUUCGAGACGCUCAUGUCAAUGCAGGUGCAAACCACCGCUGCGGUGGGUGAGAGUAUGGAGACUAAGGUCUUACGCUUGGCUAAGGACAUACACGCCAGCAUACCGGACGAAAUCAACUACGAGCAGACCGCCAAAUUAAUCGGCAUCAACCGUUCGCCACUCGAGGUAGUGUUGCUGCAGGAGAUUGAGCGCUAUAACUAUUUAUUGAGGAGAAUGAAAAUACACAUGCGAGAUUUACAGCGUGGCAUAAAGGGCCUAGUAGUGAUGAGCACCGAAUUAGAGGAUAUCUACCAGUCAGUUUAUGAAGGUCGCGUGCCUGCGGUGUGGCUUCAAGCUUAUCCUUCCCUCAAACCACUCGCUUCGUGGUCGCGUGAUCUAAUUCUACGCAUAGAACAUUUCUCGCAAUGGGCCAAGACACUGAAACCGCCGCUGCUCUUUUGGUUGGCCGCAUACACUUUUCCCACUGGUUUUCUCACUGCCGUGCUGCAGACAUCGGCACGCGCCACCCGCACUCCCAUCGACGAAUUGUCAUGGGACUUUUAUGUCUUCAUCGAGGAGGAUGCGGCUGCGGCGCGCAUUGUGCGGGAAGGUGGCGGCGUCUAUGUGCGUAAUUUGUAUUUGGAGGGUGCCGGUUGGCUGCGCAAGAUGCAAUGCCUGCAAGAUCCACUGCCCAUGGAGCUGAUUUGUCCAAUGCCCGUUAUACACUUCAAGCCGGUAGAGAAUCUGAAGAAGAAGACUCGUGGUGUAUACCAGUGCCCUGCCUAUUAUUAUCCGCAACGUGCCGGUUCCUUUAUCAUACCCGUGGACUUGAAGUCGGGGCUCGAGAAAUCGGACUAUUGGAUUAAGCGCGGCACUGCUUUGUUACUCAGUUUGAGCGUCUAA
Rhagoletis zephyria (snowberry fruit fly) is the source of this 9555-nucleotide messenger RNA. Its product is annotated as dynein heavy chain 2, axonemal-like. The record is from RefSeq and is a predicted model, not a curated record. Lineage: Eukaryota; Metazoa; Arthropoda; Insecta; Diptera; Tephritidae. Gene Ontology annotation, cellular component: dynein complex. Gene Ontology annotation, biological process: microtubule-based movement. Gene Ontology annotation, molecular function: dynein intermediate chain binding; minus-end-directed microtubule motor activity; ATP binding.